Molecule: messenger RNA, 3022 nt
Organism: Osmerus eperlanus (European smelt)
Lineage: Eukaryota; Metazoa; Chordata; Actinopteri; Osmeriformes; Osmeridae
Gene: hs6st1a
Product: heparan sulfate 6-O-sulfotransferase 1a
Exons: 3
Cellular component (GO): membrane
Molecular function (GO): heparan sulfate 6-sulfotransferase activity
Source: RefSeq, a predicted model, not a curated record
CCUGUCCCUCCGUCUUACAGGAAAUUCUAUUACAUCACGUUGCUAAGAGACCCCGUGUCGCGAUAUCUCAGCGAGUGGCGACACGUGCAGAGGGGCGCCACAUGGAAGACCUCACUGCACAUGUGCGACGGGCGGACGCCCACUCCAGAGGAACUUCCCGCCUGCUACGAGGGCUCUGAUUGGUCAGGAUGUACCUUGCAGCAGUUCAUGGACUGCCCGUACAAUCUGGCCAACAACAGACAGGUCCGCAUGCUGGCAGACCUGAGCCUGGUGGGCUGCUACAACAUGUCCACGGUACCAGAGAAGAAGAGGGCUCAGCUGCUCCUGGACUCGGCCAAGAAGAACCUGAGGGACAUGGCCUUCUUCGGCCUGACGGAGUACCAGAGGAAGACCCAGUUCCUGUUCGAACGGACCUUCCGCCUGCGCUUCAUCCGGCCCUUCAUGCAGUACAACAGCACGCGGGCGGCCGGCGUGGACCUGGACAACACCACGGUCCAGCGCAUCGAGGAGCUGAACGAGCUGGACAUGGAGCUGUACGACUACGCCCGGGACCUGUUCCAGCAGCGCUACCAGUACACCCGGCAGCAGGAGCGCCGCCUGCAGCGCCUCCGCAACCACAACCAGAACCACCGCCAGGGCCUGGCCGUGGGCCUGUGGCCCUCCUCCCGCGCCCGCCAGACCUCCGCCGGGCCCGGCCUGGGGGAGGGCGAGGGGGACAGGGACGAGCUGGAGGACGGGGGGAGGACGGAGGAGACGGGGCCCAGGCUGCCCACGGAGGACUACAUGAACCAGAUCCUCAACCGCUGGUAGCAGGAGAACACACACACACACACAUCCCCGGGCUCUCACAGCAGGCCUGACACACGACAGACUCUGACUGACUGGAUGGACGGACGGACGGUUUUGAGGGAGAAGGGGGGGGGGGUUAGACGUGGGGACGGGGCGGGGACUGAAUGCCCCUGGAUUCCCCCCCCCCACCCAUGUUCUGCUCUCGUUUGGAGGUUGACCUAUGUUGACAUUCACCCACACCCCUACCUCGCCAGACAGGAAGAAGAGGGGACUUGGAGAAGUGCUGACGACCAACUGUCAUCCCUCUGUCCUUGUGUCUGCAUCCCCCUCUCCCUAGUCUCUUUCUGUCAGCGGCCUGAUAUACAGCCCGAGUUAAGGUUUGGGACCACUCAGUCCCUCGCGAGGGCAAUUUCCUUGGACGUAACACACCAACCAGAGAGAAGCUUGGGACUCUCAGACAGUAAGAAGGUCCUGUAUGGGCGAAGCUGACUCGCUGACUCGCUGAGUUUUAAAAUAAUAUGCUAUAGAACACAGACUUUACCUUUUAAGGGAGUGUUGAACGACAUUCUGUAAAAAAUGCCUUUUUGCUUAUAAAGGUCCACCUACAUUUCAACUAUGAAUCUGGUUCUGUCACGAAGGGUGAUUAGCAUCCUCAUUUUAGGACAAUGAUGUUUUAUUUAGUUUGAUGCUUUUUUUAAAGCAGAAUUGUUAUAACACUGAGACCAAUAUUGCUGCCUAAAAGAAAAGAAUAAUUCCUUUUCUUUCUUUUUUUUUCGCCAUUGUGUUUUUCUGUUUAUAAAUCAAUUAUAAUCGACGAAUGGACGUACAAUGGACCAUAGCCAUUACCGAAGCCUUCUAAUAUGGAAACACACCUGUUCCCCAGUUCUGCAUCUGUUUUCACAGCGGACCCUCCAACUGUGACACAGGCAGGGGGGGGUUCUCUCCAACGUAGCCUAAUCUGGCAACAUGGCUGCAUUAGAACAAAGAAGAGACCAGGCUGUUCCACGGCCCAUCCCACUGAUCAGACAAAUGUUAGAGCUGUGAAUUCUAGAGCUAGGCGGUUGCCGUGGAGCUGGUUGGCUCCUUUGGAUGGCCGGUCAGAUGGUCCUCCUCAAGCCACAGGGUUCAACAGUCAGGGAGGGGGGGGAGGGGGUCCCACAGUCAUGGCUAGGAUCUGGAGCUAUCCCUUGAUAUGUCUUUUAAAAGUAGCUCUGUGCCCCAAGUGUGAGAGGGAGUGGGGGAGUCACCUGACUCUUAAGGAACAGAUAGCAUGGAUGUCUGGGGGCAGGCUAGUAGUGCCUAAGACCUUAGAUUAUACCACCAUUUCCCUGUAGACUACUUGUGUGCAAGUAUGUGUGUGUUUGUGUGUAUGCGUGUGUGUGGGCAUGUGUUAGCGCUAAUGUGUAUGUGUAUAUACCAUAGUAUGUACAGAAUGCGUCUGUUAGCCAUGUGUGUAUGACUGUAAAUAAGCGUGUCUGAGAGGCAAUUAUUUUUUUAUAUUUUUUGGGAGGGACUGACAGGUUCCAUGACCAAUAGCCUGCCAUUAGAGGGGCGGAGGUGAAGCUGAUUGGAGCCGAAUGUUGACCCCACAGCUCCCAGUGAUGUCACAUAGUGAAUAAUAUAACUAGCGUCUAAUGGGGCUGUUCAUGUAGCUGAAUACAGUUCAUACUCCAGGAGGAAUAAUCACUUCUUGUGCAAUUUGGCCCCUUCAAUUUAUUCUUGAGGUGAAGGUGGAGAGAAGGAUACACAAAAAAGGUUUUAGGUAGAUUAACCUGAACCUCUCCCAGAACCGGUUCAUUCUGCUACCCAGUCCAACUCUUAACUGGAUAGAGUCAGCAAAUGCUGGUUCUGGACCAAUGGUGAGGGAUAACUGGUGCCAGUUCAACCCAGCUAUGCCCGAUGCAACUGCAAAAGCUACAAUUUAAGUCCUUUCCUUUCAAAUGAUUCCAUUUCAUACUGUAUACUGUAAACUGUAUUGUUGAGGAUUUUCAUAUCUUAAAACUGAUGUCUUAAACAUUUGCUUCAUGAAAAUGAACUUUAUUGCCCCUCCCCUCUCACAUCGUUGAAGUUUUCUACACUGUGUGUCUCUGAACAAAAAAGUGAAACAGAUUCAUGUUUGUGGUGUACGGACGCCAUCAUGGCUCUCUCUUCAAAGCAGCAUUCUUGACAUGUUUCUAAUCAUUGCAAAAAUGGAUCAUCAAGCCACCAAUAAAAGAAAUGUACUUUUUAAUGA